Messenger RNA from Aspergillus japonicus CBS 114.51, 711 nucleotides. RefSeq lists its product as uncharacterized. The record is from RefSeq and is a predicted model, not a curated record. The transcript has 3 exons. Bases 1 to 711 code for a protein of 236 amino acids. NCBI's taxonomy places the organism in Eukaryota, Fungi, Ascomycota, Eurotiomycetes, Eurotiales, Aspergillaceae.
AUGGUCCCAGGGACAACUUACGAGCGAAUUGACAUGGAUAUGGACUCGACAAGAGCUGACGUUGGCCUUCCCAAUGUCGGCGACGUCGAAGGUAUGAUCCUCGCCGUGCAUGGAUUUCGACCGCUCCAAUACCUUUGUCUGCGCGGAUUGCGCAGCUUCGCCUCGUUGGCUCGGAUCAUCGCUCACCACGGCCCCACGCUCAAAGGUUUGGGCGUCGAAGCCGGGGAGACACAGCAUGAGUAUCCAGACACUGCGGAUGGGAAGUACCCCGUCACCAAGGAGCGGGAGUGGCAUCAAUGGUGCGACGCGAGACUGCAGGAGGCGGAAUUUCGGCAUCAUCGGUCUCCGCAGCAGGUACAUCAGCAGAAUCAGGAAUUGAUAGCAAGAUUGGUUGAGCUUGGGGUGAAAGGGGCGACGACGGACGCUGCGUUGUAUGCGACGGAGCUGAGCCGUUCGUUAAUUGUGUCUCGCUCAGAUCUCUACCCCCAUUCGGACUCCGAAGUCCGGAUCCAGGAGAUCGGACGGGCCGCGUGGCAGCUGUGGCGCGAAAUGGAAGAGGAGGUUGAUCCGAGUUCUACCCAUAUGCCGAAACAACUGCAUUUGAUUCUGAAAGAGCUGUGGCCGCUCGAUUCCGAUCGCAACCGGAGUAAGCGCUGGGACGAGAUGCCGCUGCUGGUCCAAAGCUUUCCUUUGGAGGUUGGCGGUGCUUGA